UAUACUAGCUAAUUAUUGUUAAUUAUAUUAACUAAAUUUAGUUUAAUUUAAAUAAAAUUUGUAUAUAAAAAUGCGUUUUACACAAUUAAUGCGUAUACGCUGUAAAUAUCCAGAAUGGUCGGCUGUCAAACAGCAAUAUGUACCCCAACACCAGCCCGUCUUAGAGGAGGAUGUUAAAAAAUUACAGGAUUUCCUUAUGAAUAAGCCCAAUAUUGUGGUUUUAACUGGAGCCGGUAUUUCAACGGAAUCAGGCAUACCAGAUUAUCGCUCUGCCGGAGUGGGUUUAUAUGCCCGCACCAAUCACAAACCCAUACAACAUAUGGAAUUUGUUAAAUCUGCUCAUGUACGUCGCCGCUAUUGGGCGCGUAACUUUGUGGGUUGGCCCACCUUUUCAGCCACCGAACCCAAUGCCACCCAUCAUGCUUUGGCCCGCUUUGAACGCGAGGGUCGCCUUCAGUGUGUGGUAACACAGAAUGUGGAUCGCCUGCAUACAAAGGCGGGCACCAAAAAUGUUAUUGAACUUCAUGGUUCGGGUUAUGUAGUGAAAUGUUUGACCUGUGACUACCGCAUUGAUCGUCAUGAAUUCCAAACGAUUUUGAAUACCGUUAAUCCUGAAUUUAGAGAUGCCCCUGAUAUGAUACGUCCCGAUGGUGAUGUGGAAAUACCUCAAGAAUAUAUCGAUAAUUUUCGUAUACCUCCGUGUCCUCAAUGUGAUGGUCAUUUGAAACCAGAAAUAGUUUUCUUUGGUGAUAAUGUGCCCAAGGAUCGUGUUAAUCGUAUAGCGGAAAUGAUUUAUACUGGCGAUGGUCUAUUGGUAUUGGGUUCAAGUCUUUUGGUGUUUUCCGGUUAUCGUAUGGUUCUGCAAACAAAAGAUUUAAACCUGCCGGUGGCUAUAGUCAAUAUAGGUGAGACUAGAGGAGAUCAUUUGGCUGAUAUAAAACUAUCGGCUAAAUGUGGAGAUGUUAUACCCAAAUUGUUUGAUUUUAGAAAAUAACGACAAGGAGCAUAGAGAAAUACACAUAGAGAGGAAACAGUAAAAAACUCAAGCAUACAAAUAACCACUAAUACAUUCUCAGCACAUAGGUUUUUGACACUUGAGUUAGGUCUUUGACAGGAGAGUUUCCGAUCUAUUUGUAUUUAUCUAUAACUGGGAGUAUGUGUUUGUUUUUGUUAAAGUAAUAGCUAAAAUUAUUUUAAAUGAUACAAAAAAUAAUUAAUAUAUAUAAAAUUUUAACAAUUAUUUAUAUUUCUAAAUAAAUAACAAAAAGUUAAAAAUAGAUUUAAAUGAA
Calliphora vicina (urban bluebottle blowfly) is the source of this 1289-nucleotide messenger RNA. It is a transcript of the gene Sirt4, whose product is annotated as Sirtuin 4. Gene Ontology annotation, molecular function: NAD+ binding; NAD-dependent protein lysine deacetylase activity. Gene Ontology annotation, cellular component: nucleus; mitochondrial matrix. The transcript is spliced from 2 exons. Lineage: Eukaryota; Metazoa; Arthropoda; Insecta; Diptera; Calliphoridae. The record is from RefSeq and is a predicted model, not a curated record. Bases 71 to 994 code for a protein of 307 amino acids.